UGACAUCUAUAUUUCUAUAAAAAUCCAACCUUUCAUUAACCCCAAGAAAAAAGUUAAGUUAGCUUCCAGAAUUCCUUCAAUACCACCUUUGUCAAUUCCUCUCCAACUUCAACAAUGCCAUUUUCUUUCUUUCAUCUUCUUUGCUACAUUACUAUAAUAUUUGCAGAAGUUGAUGCAGUAAAUGAGGGCGCUUCGAAAUCUAAAUCUAAAUUAAGGUUGUUUGUGUUUGGAGACUCAUACGUUGAUACGGGUAAUUGGAGAAAAUCCAUUGGAAGUUCGUGGAAAGAGCCAUACGGCAUUACUUUUCCUGGCAAACCAUCUGGUCGCUUUUCUGAUGGUCGAGUCCUCACUGAUUACAUAGCAUCGUAUUUGGGGAUAAGAACUCCAAUAGCAUACAAAUGGAGGAAAGAGGUGAAGAGAUCAAAUUUAGAAUAUGGUAUGAAUUUCGCGUAUGGAGGGACGGGAGUGUUGGAUACUUUGGCCAAUCAACCCAACAUGACUACCCAAAUUGAUUUUUUUCAACGUUUGGUUGAACAAAAAGUGUACGGCAAGCAGGAUCUCGACAACUCCGUUGGCCUCAUCUCGGUCGCCGGCAAUGAUUACGCUACUUAUCUCGCUAGGAACACCCACGAUCUCCAGAAAUUGGGUGACUUCACUAAAAAGAUAAUGGAUCAGCUGGAAAUAAACAUAGACAGGAUCCGAGGUUUAGGAGUGAAAAGAAUAGCAGUAACAUUGAUUGAGCCAAUGGGAUGCAUACCUCUACAAGCUGCCUCUUCCUCCUAUUCAAAUUGCACUCAAGCCUUGAACUUAGGAUCUAAGUUCCACAACCAAAUGUUGAACCAAUCUCUCCAAAACUUGAAUGCUAAGGACAACUCUACUGCUUUCAUCACCCUUGAUCUCUACGAUGCAUUUUUUUCAGCUCUAAACAAGUUUACAACGCAUGCACCAGCAGGAAGUUUGGGAUUGAAGCCAUGCUGUGAGGGAAAAGAGAUGGGGAAAUAUUACUGUGGAAGUGUGGAUGAGAGUGGGGCAAAGCUGUACACUAUUUGUGAGAAUCCAAAUUUGUCAUUCUUUUGGGACACACUCCAUCCUUCUCAGAAUGGUUGGCAUUCAAUUUUCUCCUCUCUACGAUCUUCCCUUCACAAGCUCACUACCUAGUCAUUACUUUUCUAAACCAUAUACAUAUACUGAAGCUGCAUGUAAACUUGGGAGAAUUUAAUUAUUCAAUGAGUAGAUUUCAUGUCUCUUCUGUUUUA
Messenger RNA from Gossypium raimondii (Peruvian cotton), 1256 nucleotides. RefSeq names its product GDSL esterase/lipase At5g03610. Gene Ontology annotation, molecular function: hydrolase activity, acting on ester bonds. The record is from RefSeq and is a predicted model, not a curated record. NCBI's taxonomy places the organism in Eukaryota, Viridiplantae, Streptophyta, Magnoliopsida, Malvales, Malvaceae. The transcript has 5 exons. The coding region runs from base 115 to 1158 and encodes 347 amino acids.